Molecule: messenger RNA, 993 nt
Organism: Besnoitia besnoiti
Lineage: Eukaryota; Apicomplexa; Conoidasida; Eucoccidiorida; Sarcocystidae
Product: putative exosome component 2
Exons: 5
Coding region: 1-993 (330 amino acids)
Biological process (GO): poly(A)-dependent snoRNA 3'-end processing; TRAMP-dependent tRNA surveillance pathway; CUT catabolic process
Cellular component (GO): cytoplasmic exosome (RNase complex); nuclear exosome (RNase complex)
Molecular function (GO): RNA binding
Source: RefSeq, a predicted model, not a curated record
AUGGCUGACCUCUCCCCUGCCGCGUUUCCGCCCUUAGGCGCUGCAGGCGCCGCCACUCGGCGCCCCCUUGCUUCUCAGACACCGCGCGGAGAAAAAAAGCGAACGUGGGGCGAAGCUAUGCGUUGUUCUUCAGCAUUCGAGAGCAAGACUUUCCGCGCGGCGCUCCCAGGCCUCGACGUCGUCGUCCCGGGGCAGCAGAUUGUCGUUGAAGAGGGCUGCAUGCGCGGCCACGGAACCUACGAGAAAGGCGGUAAAAUCUACGCGGCCGUGUGUGGCAUCCUGGAAAAGGUGAAUAAACUCGUCUACAUCCGUCCUCUUCGAUCUCGCUACGAGGGCAGCGUCGGCGACGUCGUCGUGGGACGUGUCACCGACAUUCUCAACGGAAAGUGGCUGGUGGAUGUGAACGCAGGACAGGCGGCGUCUUUGGCUCUCGCGGCGAUUUCGCUGCCCGAGCAGCGCCGGCGGCUCGACGAUGACAUGCUUGAGAUGCAGACCUUUUUCGUCCCUAGUGACGUCAUCUGCUGCGAAGUCCAGCGCGUCGCAGCGGACGGCCAGAUUCUUCUGCACACUCGCAGUGCGCGCUACGGCCGCUUGCUGAACGGCGUCUUCCUCGCCGUCGCGCCGCAGCAGAUCAAGCGGCAGAGUCACCACAUUGCCCAGCUCACCUGCGGCAUUCAAAUCGUCCUCGGCCUCAACGGCUACAUUUGGAUUUCGCUGCCAGCCAAGACGUCCACGAAAGACUCGUUGAACUACGCGCAUGUGCAGACCACGCACGAGAGCGUCUCGAAGGAGAGACGACUUGCCAUCAGCCGCGUCCGCAACAUCAUUCUCUGUUUGGCGAAGAGCAACUUCGACAUUUCCAUCGCUGCCAUUGAGCGCAUGUACGAGAUCUCGGGGUCGCGGGGCUGGGAAGCCAAGGACCUGACUGACCCGCUGAUCAUGGAACAGCUGGUUGAGGCGUUUCUCGCGUCUAGACUGGGGGACAACGUAUAG